CUAUGCCCUCUAGUUCUGAACUCCCUGACCCCAGGGAAAAGACUUUGCCUAUUUAUUCUAUCCAUGCCCCUCAUAAUUUUGGUAAACCCCUUUUCGGUCACCCCUCAGCCUCCGACGCUCCAGGGAAAACGCUACAGCUGAAUUUAAUGACAAGUUUUUGAAAGAUUAUAGUGUGGUGCUUGGCUCUUCAUUAUCUAUUCUUCGGCAUAAAGGCCUGUUGGUACAGACACCGCCACUCGAGUGUGGAGCACAUCGGGUACGACGGGGUGAUUGGCUCCUGAUCAAGACUUGGAAAGAUACCAAACUCCACCCGAGCUGGGAGGGACCAUUCCUAACCCUCCUGACAGCUAUCCGAACUGCUGAGAAAGGGUGGAGUCACUACACUCGCGUCAAAGGUCCUGUGAACGUCCCAUUGUGGGCGGCACGGUGGCACAGUGGUUAGCACUGCUGCUUCACAGCGCCAGAGACCCGGGUUCAAUUCCCGACUCAGGCGACUGACUGCACGUUCUCCCCGUGUCUGCGUGGGUUUCCUCCGGGUGCUCCGGUUUCCUCCCACAGUCCAAAGAUGUGCGGGUCAGGUGAAUUGGCCGUGCUAAAUUGUCCCCGUAGUGUUAGGUAAGGGGUAAAUGUAGGGGUAUGGGUGGGUUGCGCUUCGGCGGGUCGGUGUGGACUUGUUGGGCCGAAGGGCCUGUUUCCACACUAAGUAAUCUAAAUCUAAACUGGCGGAAUGGCACACUCAUCCUACAGACAACCCCCUGAGAAAGAGGGAAUAAACUCCGAUUAAAGACUCUUUUAAUGUUUGAUGAUCUAUAAAUUGUAAGGGUUGCGUGGACUCACCUCUUCCCUGGCGCUUAAAAGAUUAAGAUAGGGUGAUAGGCAGGGUUCAGAGAUGGGAGGGUACAAGUAUAGUAUUGUAAUGUUAGUUGUACUAACUGUUCAAGGAAGCGGGAAAAAUCACUUCACUACACUCUGCCGAAAUUACGCUAAACAAGAGGAACUUGUUGGGUCUGUGCAGAGGUCCCACACCAUGGCAAAUCUGGGAUCCCUACCCCUGUAAUACAGCUCACUAAAAAAGAAGUGGACGGUGUACAACAAUUUGACCAGGGCCUCAAAUAAUACAAAAUGGGAAUCUGAAAGGAGCAAAUAUAACUUUGCGGGAUGGUUCCCAAGUCCAGCCCCGAAAACCCAGGGCGUUAUCGAUAGCCUCAGAAUUUCCCCACCGAAAGGAGCAGUGAAUCCCACCUGUUUCUGUAAUCGGAAUGACCCCGCACCUUUCCAAUUCGGACAAUCAUCUUGCGUCCACACCAGUUGAGCCACUGUCACAACCAACCCCCCGAAUAUUAAACGGAACAUAUUGGGUAUGCGGUCUGAAGGCCUACCCAUUUAUUCCCGGGGGAAAACAUGUUCGUGUGAUCGAAUGUAGAGAAAUACAUGUAUGUUAUGAAGUUGACGAAACACUGCUGCAAGACCAGAAAGGCUAGAGUGGUUGCUGUUACCUCGCUUAUAUCGUCCCUCACCUCCGAAUAGAAAAACAUGAACCCAACCUGAGAAAGGAGGGGAGGAUAAGACAUAAGGCCCGAGAGGUCUCUGAAGAGGACCGUCUGCUGUGGACACUACUCCCAAGUUACGGCACUACGAGGGCAGGGGUAGAAACUAGCGGCUGUCCUUGAAAAGUUAAUUAAUGAUACAAUGGGAGAAACUCAAUCCCAAAUAUCGGCCAUAACCACCGAAAUGGUCGCCGCAGGACCGACAGCUUUACAGAAUCGAAUGGCUUUCGACGAUCUCUUGGCCGAGAAAGGGGGAGCCUGUGCUCUGAUUGGGAAGGAAUGCUGCACCCUCAUCCCAGACACCUCUCCCACAGUGGAAGGUACAGCAGAAAUGGUGAAGAGAAAUUGGGAAUGAACUCCGAAAAAAGGAUGGGGUAACUGGGGACUGACCGGUUGGGGAAAAUGGUUCGUUCAUUUAGGCGUUCAUGUAUUACUAAUAAUCGUAGGUCUACUGAUAGGAUUGAACGUGUUAAAAUGGACAGUGACUAAGCUGGUAAUGUCUUUGGGAGAACAACGACCAAUAAUGGCCAUGACAGUAUAGCACAAGCGCAAUAAAGAGAGAGGAGCAGAUUACUCCUAGAGUUUGGAAAAGAGACUUAGAAGGACAGAAAUGGCAAGAUUGUGAACCUCAGCACCACCGGAUGAAAAGAGGGCCGAAACUAAAAUUGCCAAGACAACAAAUGGUUUAAGAAAGGAAAUGGGGGAGUUGUUAGGAAUGGGGAAAAGUGUUGUUUUUGCAAAUAUAGAAAAAGCAUACAGAAAAAGGGGUCCCGCAAGAGAUCUAUUAACUCUACAGGUAUUUAGGGAAGAGUAUCUCUACUUUUCAGUAGAUAAUAAAGUACUAACUUUAAUGUAAUUUAUUAAAGAAAAUACUUCCUUUUAUCAUAACAGUUUCAGCAAAAAACUAAGAUUACUGAAACAUACAAGCGAAGCACGAGAAAGAUAUAUUGUUGAGUUGGAAUGUACCUAUGGACAAUGAAAGAAUGUCUCUCUCUUCACAUUGGCCAGGCCGGCGUACAGAUUGGGAAUGCCUGUUGGGAGCUGUAUUGCCUGGAGCAUGGCAUCCAGCCGGAUGGACAGAUGCCCAGUGACAAGACCAUCGGAGGUGGGGACGACUCCUUCAACACCUUCUUCAGCGAGACCGGGGCGGGAAAGCACAUUCCCCGGGCGGUGUUCAUAGACCUGGAGCCCACCGUGAUCGAUGAGGUCCGUACCGGCACCUACCGACAGCUCUUCCACCCUGAGCAGCUGAUCACCGGCAAGGAGGACGCGGCUAAUAACUACGCCCGGGGCCACUGCUCCAUCGGCAAGGAGAUCGUGGAUCUGGUCCUGGACCGCAUCCGGAAGGUGGCCGACCAGUGCACGGGACUCCAGGGCUUCCUCAUCUUCCACAGUUUCGGGGGUGGGAGUGGCUCCGGUUUCACCUCCCUCCUGAUGGAGAGGCUCUCCGUCGACUACGGCAAGAAAUCCAAGCUGGAGUUCGCCAUUUACCCGGCUCCCCAGAUCUCCACGGCGGUGGUCGAGCCCUACAACACGGUGCUGGUCACCCACUGCACCCUGGAGCACUCUGACUGCGCCUUCGUUCUGGACAACGAGGCCAUUUACGACCUGUGCCGGAGGAACCUGGACAUCGAGAGGCCGACCUACACCAACCUCAACCGCCUCAUCGCGCAGGUGGUGUCCUCCAUCACCGCGUCGCUCCGGUUCGACGGCGCCCUCAACGUGGACCUGACGGAGUUCCAGACCAACCUGGUCCCCUAUCCCCGCAUCCACUUCCCCCUGGUGACCUACGCCCCCCUCAUCUCUGCUGAGAAGGCUUACCACGAGCAACUCUCGGUGUCGGAGAUCACCAACGCCUGCUUCGAGCCGGCCAGCCAGAUGGUGAAGUGCGACCCGCGCCAGGGCAAGUACAUGGCGUGCUGCAUGCUGUACCGAGGGGACGUGGUGCCCAAGGACGUCAACGCCUCCAUCGCCACCAUCAAGACCAAGCGCUCCAUCGCGUUUGUGGAUUGGUGUCCGACCGGGUUCAAGGUUGGCAUCAACUACCAACCCCCGACGGUGGUGCCAGGGGGCGACCUGGCGAAGGUACAGAGGGCCCUCUGCCAACUGAGCAACACCACCGCCAUUUCCUUGGCUUGGACCCGCAUGAACCUCAAGUUCGACAAGAUGUACGCCAAGCGGGCCUUCGUGCACUGGUACGUGGGAGAGGGCCUGGAGGAAGGGGAAUUCCAGGACGCCCGGGAGGACAUGGCGUCCCUCGAGAAGGAUUACGAAGAGGUGGGAGUUGACUCUUCCUCGCUGGACAGGAAGGCCGAGGAGGAAGAGUAG
Messenger RNA from Hemiscyllium ocellatum (epaulette shark), 3875 nucleotides. RefSeq names its product tubulin alpha chain-like. Gene Ontology annotation, biological process: microtubule cytoskeleton organization; mitotic cell cycle. The record is from RefSeq and is a predicted model, not a curated record. Gene Ontology annotation, cellular component: cytoplasm; microtubule. NCBI's taxonomy places the organism in Eukaryota, Metazoa, Chordata, Chondrichthyes, Orectolobiformes, Hemiscylliidae. The coding region runs from base 2508 to 3875 and encodes 455 amino acids. Gene Ontology annotation, molecular function: structural constituent of cytoskeleton; GTP binding. The transcript has 5 exons.